AUGAGUGAUCCCCAGGCAGCUAAUUACGCGCCAGAGAUUGAGCACGGCAACGUCAUUGCCCAGUCUUUCAAGGAGUUUGGACAGUCUCAGCUUUCAGAAAACACAUUGAUUCACCAUGUCGUCCAGAGAACCGGCUCCCGGCCGGUCAAGACAGACCUCAUCCGCAAGGAAGAUAUUGAGGCGCUGAACCAGAAAGCUGAGGCUCCUAUUGACGCCAAUAAAUUACGGAUUUCUGAAGCCUGUUUUGGGGCACUCGCAGAUCGACUGAUGAUACCUCCGGCAUUCGUCUUCACUCUUUCGCGGCACUUCCUCCCUAACGGACGCGGAUCUCGCAAAAUACGAUUGAACAAUCAGACUGCUUUUGAUUUCUGGUACUUUCUUCUCAUCAGAGUCCAAGUCCCGGCAGGCGUGCCUGAUGCCGCUGGGAUACUAGACGACGCCAUCGGACCCAGCCAGAUGAACCCUUCCCAUAGGCUCCCGUUGCCAGGCGCAAUGGUCGAUAUCCGUCGGUCCUGUGUUGGCAUAUUCUCACGCAUAGAAAUGGUAUCUAAGCGAGUGACAUUUCUCGCCUUCGAUUUCAUGCACGGGGGCUGGCCCAAGGUAGCGCUGGAGCCGAGCCAACGAAUAGAGGAGGUGAUGAAACAAAGGAGGAGCCUCGGAGUUGACGCCGGCUAUGGCUGCUAUAUACAUCUUGUAUAUCUUAGCAGCGCUUCCCGUUGGUGGACCAACGCCUUGAACAGCAUCCAUGAGCAGCUCAUCAUCCACGAGCUUGACCUGCAGAAGGAGCUUGAUAAUGGCGAUACGGAUGGCUACAACCCGGCAGCAAGGCUGACGCAAAUCAAUCGCGCACUCCACUCGAUCGCCGCUCACCUUCACCGGUACCUGUCUGAAUUAAAGUCUCUGGAAGGUGUCGUUGUUGACCUAGUGGCACAUUACGAGCCUGUCUACGAUGAUGAAUGCUCCAGUGGCUCUGCCACCGAAAGCUUCGAGGCGGCAUCGCGAGGAUUGAGCCAGGUACUUUCACAGAUUGAAGCUACGCAUGCAUUUGCCGAGGAACUCGAGAAGAUCCAGAACAUCCUGGCGCUUCUCUUCAAUCGCAUUCGAAUUAACAGCGCGAAUCUUAGCCACAAAAUGGCCGAGGCGUCUCAUGCAUUGGCCGAAGAGAUGAAGCGGGACAGCGUAGCUAUGAAGACUAUUGCUGUCGUUACAAUGUUCUUUCUUCCAGGAGCCACAUUUGCUGUGAGUACGGUUCCUCAACGGUUCCACAUAAAGUGA
Molecule: messenger RNA, 1275 nt
Organism: Pestalotiopsis fici W106-1
Lineage: Eukaryota; Fungi; Ascomycota; Sordariomycetes; Amphisphaeriales; Sporocadaceae
Exons: 5
Coding region: 1-1275 (424 amino acids)
Source: RefSeq, a predicted model, not a curated record